UGUGAACAACCAAAAGAGAUCUCACCACAGAUCAGAUACCAGGUCUGACCGCAGCCGGGCUUAUCAAAACUGUUUUUCUCUGGGAUAAGCGCGCAGACGCGCUGACGCAUCAUCAGCUUUUUGGUUUAUGGAUUAACUCGCUGCUGAAGGAUUCCGAUCUGGACACGUCGCUUCCGCCCGAACAAAAGCAUUCCCGUGAAGCUACUGCCAAGAUUUUCCUGAAUUGAUUUGCAUGCACGCCUGUGCGUAACACAGCCCGUGUUGGAGAAGGGUGGGCGUGCCGCACACGAGGAUAUCAAAGCCUGUGCCAGCCACAAAAACGCGCUUUUUUACUUGUAGCUACUCAGUUUGGUAAAAGUCUAUGCGCUCAAAGACAACAUGCUUGUGCUGCGGGGGUUUGCGCUUCUUUUUCUGUUUUUAGAGCCACACUUACCCCUGGCCUCUGCUGCGCCAGGCAGAGCGCACAGGGACGGAGCUGCUAUCGCCGGCUCUGGAAAGUUCUCCUCUGCUGAUAAGAUGCAGUGCAAAUGGAACACGCGAAACGCAGGACCUGCGGUGAUCCUGCGGGUCACGUGCGAACCUGCGGGAACCAAGAUCCCCAGCCGCAGCUGUGAAUACACCGCCAAACCACAGAGCUGCCCGGGAUACCAGUCCGACCCCAAAGGCUUCUGGAAACAAGUUGGCCGAGCGCUCAAACGUCUGAAAGGCAAACUGUGCGAAGACGAGCGCGCGCUGGUAAAAGCCGGCAUGUGCAAAAGUGAGCCACGGGAUGCGCACUUUAAGCUGGACACCCGCAGCUCUCCCACUGCCGCUCAGCCCAGAGAACCGGAUAAUUCCACGGCACCUCCGGGACUGCGCACCACCCCUGUCGGACCGACCGCGUGCGCAAAACGCGCGGAUCACCGCAAAACAGCCGAGGAGUACUGCGGCAGCUCGUGGAGCAGUUUUUGCGCUUUUUUCUUUUCCAUGCUGCAGAGUGAGGACUGCUAGAUGAAAAUAGAUGAGUCUGCAGGAACAGAUGUUACAUUUGACAGAAUAGUCUUGGUGACCUUCCAUAAAGUCAAUUACUAGUUUGCCUCUUGGCAGAGCUGUUGUACAACUUUUCUUUGAAGUGUAGUAAUUUAUUAGCAGCAUGAAGAUGCUUUAGAAGUAACACUGUUUUUCUCACAACAACUUUCCUGCGUAGAAUUACCUUUUUUUUGUUGGUAAUACAAGGUAUGAGCCUCAGUUUGGUGAUGUCUUACUUUGCUGUCUGGUGUAUUUAACUUUGCUCCAGAUUUGAAGAUCGUCCUCUCUCAAUGUUUUAUUUUAUUUUAUUAUAAACUCUUCACAGUCUAAACUGUAUGCAAAAAGUGCUCUUUUAUAAUUAAAAUGCUGUUACCCCUUUCAACAUUUUCAAAACAUGGUGCUUUAUUUUUAUAUUCUCCAAAUAAAAAGUUUUUCUUAAUGGACCAUUGAAACUUUUACUGUCAGCAUGUGUUUUUAUUUCAGUAUGUCUUCAAACUUUGCAUUUUUGGACAAAACAAU
Molecule: messenger RNA, 1527 nt
Organism: Oryzias latipes (Japanese medaka)
Lineage: Eukaryota; Metazoa; Chordata; Actinopteri; Beloniformes; Adrianichthyidae
Source: RefSeq, a predicted model, not a curated record